AUGUCUCCCGUCGAGCACAACGCCUGGGCUCAGAUGAAAGCUAGAGAACGAGAACAGCGCCUAUCUGACUCUGACAGAGGCAAGUAUUCACUGUUGCAUAAGACAAAGGUUAACUCCGGUCAAGUGCCGACUCGAAAGCCUUCCACAAUCACCAAGCCCUCAGGCUUAGACAACAACGCUGAGCUGGCUCUGCUGAAGCCUGAACCUCAUCCCGCUAGUCCUAAGGAGAUGCCCACAGCUGACAAGCCGGGCGUGACGAGCAAGCCUAACGUGACCAAGAAGAGGUCUACCACAGAGCCUUCUAUGCCUUCAGAUCGCAGCUCGGGUUCAACCGAUAAAAAGAAGAAAUCGAAGGUAGCAACGCUGCGGUCCAAGUUCAGCUUGAAGGAUCUCGCCAAAGAAUAUCGGAAAGACAUUCCUCCCAUGAGCAGUAUGCCUAAAUUGGGCGGUAGCUCCGGCAGUGGAACCCAGCAUACUUCUUCUGACAGUGAGGAGCAGUCCAAGUUUACACAUACCUUCAGUGAGGCAAAGUUGUACGUUCCUAAGACCAGAACUGGCGAUAUGGUUCCCAACUCUGCGCCACCCCAUACCUCCGAAUUUCGUGACUCUGCCAGCACAGAUAAGCAGAGUAUCUUGUCUUGCCGCUCUGUGCAGAUUCCGCCCACCAAGGGCAACGACGAUGGGAAGACUGAAGCGAAGUUCAAGCAUAGCCUUGUGCACAAUACUGGCGUUGGCCAAGGCACACCGAACGCGCGCCUGGAAACUAUGCUGCUUGAUGGCUCGUCUCCCCCCGCACGAACCGGCGAAUACAAGAAUACUGGUCAACCGGAAUUAAUCAGGGUGCAUGAUCGCGUUAUGAGCUUGAAAGCUGGUAAAAACGAGACCGUGAUGCCUUCUUCGCCUCGGACCCCACCCCCAAUUUCUGUUCGCAGCGACGCUGCUGCAUACUCACCAUCCGUCUACGAUACGGCAAAAGAGGUUGGCUGGAAGGCCGCAAAGUCAUCACUCCCCGAGGUGAAGGAUAUAAAGCCAAAGCACCCCUUCAUCGUCUCCUCUUCUGACUUUAAGGAGAAGGCUCGUGAAGAGCAGGAUGAAGACCACAUGUUCUUGGAUCCCCGGGAGCCGCCACUUCCCCCUCUUCCUCUCAAGUCCAGAGACCGAGCAGUGAGAAGCAACCCAGUGGACAGCAACGCUAUCAAUGAAGCGCAGUAUUUAACCGGCGUGACCAGUCAUGGCGGGUAUGCUCCCCCCCCUCCGCAUCCGGGCUACCAAAACACGGUGACCUUGGACCAGCAACUCGCUUCGCAUGUUGAUUCGCUUCAUUAUCAUCUUGAUACCACGGUUAACAGACUUGCCAGAACAUUUGAGAACGGCAACAACUGGUCCGCGGACCAGAUUUUGAAGCAGGUCGACAGCGUGUUUGACCUCGCGCGAAUGAUCAAUACUCGCUCCGCGACUCAGGCAGAUAUCAUGAAAAAUCUAUCUCAGAUCUCCAUGGAAGCUCGCAACCAGGCAUACUUGGCCCGUCAGGAGACUUCCUUGGUAGAGGAAAGAAUGAAGAGUUUCGUCCAGCAGGAGGUUGCCAAGCUGAAGAAUGAGCUCAGUGACUUAAUUCUGUCCAGCCACGACAACCCAAAGGCCCAGGUCCAAGGGCAGGACUCAAGAGCAGACACGUCUCACACAGGAGACCAGGAAGGGCCCAAGCUGACCAUUGGAAAAAGAAACCAGCAUCAAAACAAGAAUAAGUCACGGCUGGUAACUGCGAAACGGGACGCAUUAACAAAACCUACUGACAAUAGGAAUGGAAUUGCUGAGAGCCAGGAAGGCAAGCUUGAUUCAGUACGACAAGCUGAACCCAGGACAGACAAAGAACCCACUCCUCAGAACAAUCAGAACAUAAGCGACGACGUCCCAACACCAACUGCUGCCUAUCGUACCCCGAAACCUCGAAUUGACGAUGUCGCUUCUCCCGUUCCAGUCAAGCGAGAGGUCCGUGAAAACCCUGGCGAAGAAUCAUCUGGAAGCCCUAAGGGAAAGGCUGGCAAGUUGCGUAUCUCCGGUCCGAUGCCUAUCUCAGAAUCUCCAUCUGCCAGCGGGGACGGCCAAAGAGAGAACUCAGAUACCAACCGGCCGUCCAGUCCACAGCGUGAGUCAGAAAGCAAACCCCGCCGUGUUUCCAGCAGUGACAAUCUGAAAACUCCCAAGAAAAAAGGGAGCGUCUUCAGUUUUCGCCGGAAGUGUGAUGGUGACAAUCAAUCCGGAAGCAGAUUUCUUCGCACCCCUCGUCGCACGAAGGAGACCAAAUCGGUCAGCAGCCAGGAGUCUCAAAGCCCUCGUUUCGCAAUAUCGACCCCUACGAAGACGCGUGCUGCGCCUGCCCCUCUCGAUUCGAUUACGUCCACCACGUCGAGUAAUGCGACAGCUAAUGCCCUCGAGGGUGGGCAGAUUCAAAGGCAAGAGAGCCCAAGUAUGAUUCAUCCUGCGCUCCGGAACUCCCAGCAGAGGCAGGUCAUGGCAGAACGUGAGCGCCUUGCACAGCUAAACCGCCAUCCUCGAGAAUCCACACAGAUACAGGCACAGGGACAAAGUAAUCCUCAUAACACCUCCCACCCCCUUCAGAAUCUAGGCAAUCGGGACUCGCCCUCCACGUCCACCUCUCCCCCUCCAUCAUUUGUAUCCUUUGAUGGUCCUAACCCCUAUGCUUCUGCCGUAUCCGUCGCUACCAGCUCUUCUGCCUCUUUCCACGAUGUCAGACAAUACCAAUCUAGCAUGCAUUACCCUCAGCUGCCUUCGUCCCUUUCUCUUCCCUCUCAGGGCCACGGACUAGGAGUUGGUCAGCCGCAGUUCUUCGCUCCACCUCCAGGUUUCUCACCUACUCUUUCUGGUGAAAAUAAUGGUAUCAGCCAUGGGCACGGCCAUAGCAAUGUCUCUGAUCAGCUCGAUGGCGUCAGCAUCGACUGGUUUAGAAAUAUGAAUAUGCCGAUGGCCACUAAUUAUCCGGAUAGUGACUUCUUUUGA
Molecule: messenger RNA, 3018 nt
Organism: Aspergillus nidulans FGSC A4
Lineage: Eukaryota; Fungi; Ascomycota; Eurotiomycetes; Eurotiales; Aspergillaceae
Exons: 2
Coding region: 1-3018 (1005 amino acids)
Source: RefSeq, a predicted model, not a curated record